Rana temporaria (common frog) is the source of this 1924-nucleotide messenger RNA. It is a transcript of the gene SPI1, whose product is annotated as Spi-1 proto-oncogene. NCBI's taxonomy places the organism in Eukaryota, Metazoa, Chordata, Amphibia, Anura, Ranidae. Gene Ontology annotation, biological process: cell differentiation; regulation of transcription by RNA polymerase II. The transcript has 6 exons. Gene Ontology annotation, cellular component: nucleus. Gene Ontology annotation, molecular function: DNA-binding transcription factor activity, RNA polymerase II-specific; sequence-specific DNA binding. The coding region runs from base 340 to 1206 and encodes 288 amino acids. The record is from RefSeq and is a predicted model, not a curated record.
UGUGACCAACAGUGCUGUGCUGUAGGAAAAGGGAACUGGUGCAGAAAAAGGAAAACUUCAUUAUCAGGGCCGGUCACAGCUUGUGUGCACCCUGUCUGAUCGCAUCCACCCGUAGGGGAAGUUCGCAGGUGGCACCUCUCUCCUCUGUCUGCCUAUCCUUGAGUUUUCGGGGUGCUGGGAGCCAAGGUGUGGGCUCCUGGAUUUUUGGAUGCUGCAGGUUGAAAGAAUGGAAGGGUUCACUCUUAUCUCUAUGGCUCUUCUGCACUACUAAAGCAGCCCUUGCAGCAUAUACUCCCCUGAACUCUGGCAGUCAAAGGUCCUCUGACAUUACCAAGAUUGAUGAAGAGUCCUACAUUGGACAUGAGAACACAGAAGGACAGUCCACUGCUGGAGCAGAGGGGAGCACCAUUUGCCAGGGGAGCGGCGGUUCAAGCUCACCCAGAAGAGCUGGUCACCUAUGAUCCAGAGAGUUUGCGUGCCCACCAUGAAUACUACCCCUAUCUCAGUGAUAAUGAGAGCCACGUUUCCUUUUUAGAGCAUUAUUGGGAAUACCCAAUAUCUUCUCACCUGCAUGGCGAUCUCGAUGGAUUCCCCGACUCACAGCUCACAGAGCUACAGAGCGUACAACAGCCGCAACUGCAGCAAUUGUACAGACACAUGGAAAUGGAACAAAUGCACGUCCUGGAGCCUGGAAUGGCUGCGCAACAUCCUCACCUCCAACUGACACACCAGGUGUCCUAUGUACCUCGUGUAUGUCUGCAGUUCCAAUCGGCAGCAGCACCCAGUUCAGAGGACGAUGACCAUGAAAGGCGAAGCCCCCCUCUGGAAGUGUCAGAUGGAGAGCUAGAUCCACGAGACUCGGGUUAUGGGACACUUCUAGGAGAGCCAGGCAGUAAGAAAAAGAUCCGAUUAUACCAGUUCCUUUUAGAGCUACUUCAGAGCGGAGACAUGAAAGACAGCAUCUGGUGGGUAGAUAAAGACAAAGGGACAUUCCAGUUCUCCUCCAAGCACAAAGAGGCCCUGGCCCACCGCUGGGGUAUUCAGAAAGGCAACCGUAAAAAGAUGACCUAUCAGAAAAUGGCUAGAGCCCUGCGCAACUACGGCAAGACCGGAGAAGUACGAAAAGUCAAGAAGAAGCUGACCUAUCAGUUCAGUGGAGAGGUUCUGCAUAAAAUGUACAAUUCAAGAAAGCACUUUCAUCACUGAGCCAGUCCAUGCAUUCUACUUGUACAUCGCCGGAGUGCCUGUUCUUACCAUUUUGGUACAAAAGACUCCAAAGCAUUCAUAGAGGAAGAUAAAUACUCUGUAAAUAAUAUUAAUAUUAUAGUAAUUAUUCUAUAUUUUUGGAAGGCCUGUGGUUUAGCGGCAUACAAGCACAGUACCACUAGCUGAAAUUAAGUAUGGACAAGGGAUCCAGUAGUGUUAAACAAAAGUUCAGCAUUAAUAUGGAAAUAGACUGUGUUUAACAUUGACCUGAGAAAACCAAAGAUUUUGCUAAUAACCAGUCUGACUGAGUAUUUCCACAUAAGAAGUGAAAAUGUAAAAUUAUUUAGCGAACUGUUAAAGCCCCAUGGAACUUUGAGUUUAAAUAAGCUAAACACAUUCCAGGUGUUCAAUGUGAUGCGGUUCAUUUUCUAUAGAAAGCAGCCACAUCCUAAGUAGAAAAUCCUGUGUCUUGCCAGCAUGCUGCAAAGAAGGAUCCUUAGUCUUUGUGUGGAAGCAGUGGUCUCUCGGCAGAGGUUCAACACACCCCUGCUGAGUCAGACCUAUGGUUUUACAAUCAGCGUGACCUUUGCAGAGAGACUGCUGCUUUCACACAGAGAGCAACAUUCUGGCAGAGCACAGGCUUUCUACUCAUGCUGUAGCUGUUUUAAAAAAAAAGCAAAAAAAAACAACAACUGUAAAGCCUCGUACACACGAUCGG